Messenger RNA from Nezara viridula (southern green stink bug), 438 nucleotides. The record is from the annotation of a GenBank genome assembly. NCBI's taxonomy places the organism in Eukaryota, Metazoa, Arthropoda, Insecta, Hemiptera, Pentatomidae.
AUGAAGCUAAUUAAGUGGAAGAAUAUGGGAGAGAAGGGCCUUGUGGCUAGACCGGCCAUAACGAAGAGGUCAAAACUAGAGGUGAAAGGAGCCCCCAAGGAUUGGGAUGAAAGUACUCUAGAUAGGGUCAUGUGGGAAAAAUUAGACCAGGGAGGCCUGAAGAGAUCUGGCCAAGAGAGGAGCAGGGAGUGGGUCAGGCCUUGUUUUUCAACGGCUGACAGGUGUGACCUUAAGAAAUGGGUGAUAGAGGUUCACCCCACAGCAAGAGAAAUCGUUAGAGGGGAGAAGAUUAAAGGAGGGUGGUGGACCCUAGAUGUCUGUGACUAUCCCAGGUAGAUAGAUGUCCCCCACUGCCUAAAAUGCUUGGCCUACAGACAUAUGAAGGCCAAGUGCGAAAAACCAAUUGCAUGCAAAUGGAGAGGGAUAUAAGACGGCGGA